This is a messenger RNA of Cuscuta europaea, 1233 nucleotides long. The record is from the annotation of a GenBank genome assembly. Lineage: Eukaryota; Viridiplantae; Streptophyta; Magnoliopsida; Solanales; Convolvulaceae.
AAACAAUUCUACUGCACCCUCUAAGCAUCGAUCAUACACUAUCUCAAUGCAUAUAUAAACCUCUCAGCAAAUAUAUAUAAUUAUUACGGAGUAUUAUUAUUAUAUACUCCGAAGUUAAUUUGGUUAAUUAGGUCAAUUAUCAUUAAGUGUACGGCUGCAAUGGUGAAACAUACUUGGAGCAAACAAAUUGGCGCCAUUGGAAGUGGAAAUCAUGCCAGCGUUUACCUUGCUUUCCCCAUCAGCGGCGGCGGCGGCGGAGAUAAUACUUCCUCCCCCAUCGCCGUUAAAUCCACCAAUAUCAACUACUCCCACAACCUCCGCCGGGAAGCCAGAAUCUUGAGACAACUAAGACCUGGCUGCUGCCCUCACAUCAUCCACUGCUUCGGGGAGGACGUCAGCGCCACUCCCCAAGGCGGCAGAGAUUUCAACCUUCUACUCGAAUACGCCCCGGCCGGGAGUCUCGGCGGUCUAGUCACUCCCAGCAGGAGCCGAAAACCCCGAAUCGAGCAAUCCGACGUACCGUUCUACGCGUACCAAAUCCUUCUCGGGCUCCGGUACGUCCACGACAAAGGGUUUGUCCACGGCGACAUGAAACCCGACAAUGUCCUAGCUUUUCCCGCCUCCUCCGGGAAAUUCCUCCUCAAACUUGCUGACUUCGGGGUGUCCACGCUGGCCGGAAAUAAAGACGUAACGUACUACGACGAGGACGGAGAAGAAGAUGAUGACGAUGACGAAGACGACGAAGAGCCGUGGUGCCCUCACUAUUGUCGGGGGAGUUUAGUAUACGCGGCGCCGGAGUAUCUGGCCACCGGGAUACACAACACGUCGGACGACAUAUGGUCUCUAGGCUGCAUGGUGGUGGAGAUGCUGACCGGAGAACCGGUAUGGCUGUGCAAAGACGCUAAUGAUUUGGUCAAUCAAAUAUUGGAUGAGAAGCCGGAGAUCCCAGAUGAAGAUGUUCCUGAGAUGGCAAGAGAUUUUUUAAACAAGUGCUUCUACAAGAAAGAGUGUGGAGAUAUUGAGGAGAGAUGGACGGCUAGGAUGCUUCUUAGGCACCCAUUCAUUCUGAACAACAAAGAUGUUAUGGCGUGUUUGGUUAGAAGUGAUGAUUCUGAUGAUGAGGAUGCGUUGAGUAGCGAAUUAGGGCAAAGUGGUGCUGGAUGGAUCAGUACAGAAGAUUUAUUCCUUCCUUUUGUAGCUUACGAAUUAUGAUAUUUUAGUAUGAUGUAUUAA